AUGCCAAAGCUUCAACCUAGCUCUUCACUCAGUCAGCUGACAAAACCAGCACAGAGUAACAUUGACCUGCCAGGGGUUGGCAUCCUAGCAGGAAGCACCCAGCACUUGAAGAACCUUGGAAAGGUAGUUGGAGCCAAGGUGAAUGACUUCCUACGUAGAAGAGACACUGACCGCAAUGACAUUGGUCUCACUGAAGUCAACAAGACUGUAGCAUCUGUGUUGUCCAAUAAGGAGAAGACAGUGAGCCUCGGAGAUGAAGAAAUGUCAAAGUUCGUUGAAAGUUUCCCUAGACUUGAUCCUCCACCUCCUGUGGUAAAGAAACGUGUCCCACGAGCUCUGAAGACCACUCAAGAUAUGAUCAUUUCUCCAAACCCUGUACUGAAUAGUCCAGAGAAAACAACCAUUUGUACUGAGGUCAGUUUGAAUGAUAAUUCACCUACACUGAAAUGUCAGCCAGAUUCCCUGCCCAAUGGAAGAGAAGAGGACAUCAUUUUGGAGCAGACUGAGAUCCAAAAUGGAGUCCUUCCUGAGAUUGCGCUAUCUGUCCCUGACAUUAUUCACAAGGAGUCAAUGGACACAAAUGUGAGAGAGUCUUCUCAUUUCCAUGAAAAAGCUGUGGUGAAACUCUGUAUCAGCCAAGAAGACUUAAUAGAAGGGGAAAUCAAUCAUUCUGACUGGAGUUCUUGGCCCAAAAACUCUACUUUAGAUGGUGAUGGUCCCCAUCCUGACCUUUUGUCUUUUGAGUAG
Molecule: messenger RNA, 747 nt
Organism: Staurois parvus
Lineage: Eukaryota; Metazoa; Chordata; Amphibia; Anura; Ranidae
Source: the annotation of a GenBank genome assembly